UGGAGGGAAAAAAGUAUGCAUCUAUUGAGUACCCCACGUUUGUUGUUUCCAGUCCGAUUUGACCAGGGCUCAAGGCAGUUUCGCCCUCCGCCUUACACUUGGUUGCUCCCUACAGCGUAUUUCACCAGCUUUAGUUGAAUUGGAGGUAUGCAGUAACCCUACUCUCCUCAACCCGUUUAGAAAAGGGAGAGCAGAGGCAUGAGAUUCAGGUGUUCAAACGUCUGACCCUAGCUAAUAGCAUCCCUCAGGAUAUUAGUUGAGGUUUUGGAAUUGGCUGGAAUUGCAGCUCGUGAUGUUAAGUACACAAAAACUGAAACUUGCUAUAUAAUCUAUGUUAUCCUGGGAUAAUUGAGGCUUAAUUUUCGAAGGUACAUUAGUCUAGUUUCUGUAAUGGAUGGUUCUUGAAUUCCAUUUGGUAAUCUGUUUGAUUCUUUGAUUUUUGAACCUUAAAUGGUGCUCAGUAUAAGUUAUAAACUUUUGUUAGAAAUUCCAGUUAACCGAUACAAAGAGAAAGAAGUUUCCGUUAUCCACUUACAAAUCCCACAAGUAAAGGAACUAUUUGAUUACUUUAGAGCCUCUAUCACAGUUCAUUCCAGCUUUCGCUAAUACUAUAGCAUCAUAUCCAGGGUUAUGAAGGUUAUUUUGAGAAAUUUACCUUGCGCCCUUGUGGUAAUCUGGAAAAGCAGGGUCAGUAGAGCCCAUUACUGGUGUGCCCUACUUCUUGAUGUUACUUCAGUUUGUCGGAAUGAGUGGGGAGGGUAUAUGUAUCAUGUAUGGUUUCUCUAGCUGCCACAUGAAUUUAGCUGCUAUUGAUUUAAUUGUUAAUGGUGAUCAUCCAAUUAUUUGAAAAGGAAGAUGUGAUAGCCCACUAAUGAAGAUUAUUUAACUACCCUUGAGAGGAUAAUGCAAGAUGCAGGAAUGCCUUCAAGACUGCAAAUAUAUCAAAACAUGUUCAUGGGGAACGUUAAUCUCUUUUGGGAUGUUGUUGUUGAUGCUCAUAUGGAACUUAGGUAUGAUUAUAUUUGAACUUUAAUGACAUUUUGUGGUCUGGGAGGUGUUUUUUUUUAACAUUUGAUGUCAAGUACUUAAUCAACUUUGAAAAUGCUGAUCAAAUCCCUGGCCAUUUUGUCCCUAUUACAGCACUUGGUUCAAACAGAAAUUCCCCUAUUGCCACAAAUGUGAGUAUGUGGGGAGGCUCUAUUGUAUAAUGUUGUUUCUAAAAAAUUGCACCAUUUACUGGUGUUUAUUAUUUUCAUUUUCGGUGUCCGUUUGGUAACCAUGUUACGCUUAUCAUCCCCAAAUUUGAUCAAACAUAAAUAUUUUGAUUUUACGUGCUUAGAUGAUUUGUAAUGAUAAAAGCAAGGUUAGAGGUGCUUCUCCAACAAAUUAAUUAACUUAACUGGAUGAAUAUGACCAUAUAACCCUCUUUUUCUUAAACUUAUUAUUAUUAUUAUUAUUAUUAUAAAGUAUAUUUAAUUAUUUCUGUAUGAUUUAACAGAUUUUGCCAUUCACCUUAGUUUUAGUAACUUGAGCAGAUUCUUCCAAUUCCAGUAUUACCAAAUGAUUGUUUAUGAGAACAAAGUAAAUAAGUUUACCUCCAUUUUUUUGUAUAUCUAUUUACAUUUUUUUUUAUUUGCUCCAUUUUUAUUGGGCCAUUACCUUCUUUGUUCUAAUUUAUACUAAGAAAUGAGCAUCUGAAAAAUAGUAAAAUUUUCUCGGCUUGAUGACAACAACACCAACGUGUAUAGAUGUUAAAAAAGUGUCCAAGUUUAAUUUCACAUAGACAUAUACCCACAAACACCCUCCAUUUCUAAUCUCCCAUCAGAAACAUUAGGCCCCAUUCUACCCUAUCCUUUCAUUAUCAAAUUUUCACCUUCACUUUGUCUCCUAUUCCUCUUCGAUGGCUGAUUGCACGGCCAAAUCCAUUUGUUACGAAUAAUAUAUAUAAUUGCAAGAUUGAAAAUAAAACUAUAACAAAGAAAAGCAUUUUACCACAGUACUUUAUGAAAAAAUAGUCAGGUCUCUUUACAUUAUUUGUUAUAUAUAUAAGUUGUUUUUUACUCAUUGUUGGCAAGUAGUUGACAAAUUAAACGAAAUAUUAGUUUUUUGUAAUAAAGUAGAUGAUUGAAAAAGUUCUCACAUGACACAAACCGUAGAACAGGUGAAACCCAAAAAUAUAACAUUGAUAGAAUAAAAUUGUUCCUACAAACUAAUCAAACAACGCUUACACAAAACUUGAAUAUAGAAGGUUGGAAAUAUUUGAGUUAACUUAUACACCUUGAUAUAUACAAUAUGUUUUUGUAAUUACAUAUAUUUGUUUUUACAUAUAUGUAUAAUAUGACAUAACUUCACAUGAAAAUCUGUAAGACACUUUGUCAGUUCGUCACCUAAAAAUAAAACAUUUAAAUUUGAUAGUUGCACAUGCAUUGGUUAACACAGUCUCUUUAAUCCAGUAGUUUUUUAUUUUGUACAUUGUGUAUCCUUAUCCAAUAUCCACAUAAUAACCAAAGGAUCUUUUCAUGUAUCACUUGUUUUUAAUUGAUAUUAUAAAUAGUUAAGAGUGAUUGCAAAAAAAAAAAUAUGAAAAGAUAAUAAUUACCUUCAUAAAAAGAUUAUCUUCUGCAUCAGGAAAAAUGACUGCUUCCUUUUCCCUUCUGGCAAGCUCAGUCAAAAGUUCUAUAUGAUACCCGCAUGAUUAGGAUGUAUACUAAAUCAAGACGUACUAAUCAUAAGAAUAUACAUGAUAAAAAAUUAAUAAUAAUACUUAGAUGUGUUUGUAACGUACUCGUGGACACUCCGAAUAUAUGUAAAUCAAUUAUUUAUAAGAGUAAUAAGUAGAUAUAUCUAUACAUACCAUAACUCCAUCCAACACCUUGGAAUAGUUGGGACCACCUAAUCUUUGCUUCUCUGUUGCAGGUAUUAGUCAGUAACUUUUGGGAAUGUGUAAUUGCCAUGGCCGCUCUUUACGUCAUUUGAUCCUCAAAUCACGCCAACAAUUCUGUACAUCGAAACCCUGUCUUUUAUUAAGAACUUAUUCUCCUUGUUCUUUAUCAUUAUUCCACUGCUACUCUCAUUUGAUAACUCGCCAUAAACCUCAAACCACUCAACGUAAUUGGAGCACUACCCAUUCGUUCAUCCUCUCGAACCCCCUCCUUUCUUUUCUUGAAAACCAUUGCAAAUGCAUGGCCCAUCUCAAGCAAAUUCAGGCCCAAAUGGUCACCACUGGGCUAUUUUUAAAUGGAUUGGCAUCUAGUCGCUUGAUUGCCUUUUGUGCUAUCUCAGAAAUGGGAAGUCUUCAUUACUGCAAAGCAUUGUUGUAUCAUAUCCUAAACUCAAAUUCAUUUUCUUGGAAUGUUGCUAUUAGAGGUUUUAGUGAAAGCCAAAACCCAAUUGAAGCUUUAUUUUUGUAUAAAGACAUGUUAGUGUGUGUCAACAAUAACAAUGAUUCUGAUGAUGCUUUAAGGCCAGACAAUUACACUUUUCCAUUGUUGUUUAAGGUUUGUGGCAGAAUGUCAUUGUCCUACAUGGGUUUUGAGAUUCUUGGGCAUGUUACAAAAAUGGGUCAUUAUCAAGAUAGGUUUGUGCACAAUGCUUUGGUUCACUUCUUGGUGUGUUCUGGAAAGUUUGAAGUUGCAGAGAAGGUGUUUGGUGAAAUUUGUGAGAGAGAUGUGGUUUUGUGGAAUUCGUUGAUUAACGGGUAUGUAAAGAGCGCAAAACCUCGUGAGGCACUGAGCGUUUUUAGGGAAAUGAGAAUUGAGAGAGUUGAGCCGGACGAGAUCACUAUGAUUGGAAUGGCUUUAGCAUGCGGGCAGCUCAAAGAUUUAGACCUUGCUGUGAAAUUUCAUAGAUUUGUUGUGGAAAAUGCAAUAAAUGUAUCUUUACCUCUGUGUAAUUCACUUAUAGACAUGUAUGUGAAAUGUGGGGAUAUUGAGAAAGCAAAGGCUUUGUUUGGUAGCAUGGGGGAAAGAACUCAUGUCACUUGGACAACUAUGAUAACUGGGUAUGCGAAGUUUGGUUUUUUAAACAAUGCAAGAAAGUUGUUUGAUGAGCUUCCACACAAAGGCAAUGUUGUCACAUGGAAUGCUAUGAUUGGAGGAUACGUGCAAGCCUAUUGUGGAAAAGAGGCUUUGGUUUUGUUUCAAGACAUGCAAGCAAUGAAUGUUAAGCCUGACGAGGUGACCAUGGUUUGUUGUCUAUCCGCUUGCUCACAAGUAGGAGCUCAUGAAAUGGGUUGUUGGAUUCAUCAAUACAUCAAACUCCACAAUCUCUCCCUUAAUGUCUCUCUUGGGACUGCUCUAAUUGAUAUGUAUGCAAAGUGUGGCAAUCUUGAGAAGUCAAUUCAGGUUUUCCACGAGAUGCCAAAGAAAAAUGCUAUGACUUGGACAGCUGUUAUCGGUUCCCUAGCACUUCAUGGAGAUCCACACAAGGCCUUAUCCCAUUUCAGAAUGAUGGUUGAUGAUGCAGGUCUUGAACCGGAUGAUGUCACAUUUCUUGGGGUCCUCUUGGCCUGUAGGCAUGGAGGUUUAGUCGAUGAGGGCCGUAAGGUUUUUGCUGAAAUGACCUCAAGAUUUAACGUUUCCCCGAAAUCAAAACAUUAUUCCUGCAUGGUUGACCUUCUUGGUAGGGCCGGCUUGCUAGAAGAGGCAGAGACAUUGAUUAUGAGUAUGCCAAUCAAUGCAGAUGCUUCUGUUUGGGGAGCCCUAUUUUGUGGUUGUCAAAUCCACCGGAAUGUUGAGUUGGGCGAAAAGGCAGCUUUGAGACUUCUUCAGUUGGAUCCAGAUGAUAGUGGGAUUUAUGUUCAGCUUGCGAACAUGUACAUAGGAUUAAAUAUGUGGCAUAAAGCUAGGGAAGUGAGGAAGAUGAUGACCAAGAGAGGGUUGGAUAAAACUCCCGGCUGUAGCUCCAUUGAAGUGAAUGCCAACUUUUUUAAUGACAACUUUCAUGUUGACUCAGAUAAUAUUAUGAAUGUCCGAUUCUGUUGACAAGACAAACGGAACACCAUGAAUUUGUACACUGAAUAUUCUAAUUGCUGAAAGAUGACUUGUACUCUGAAAUUGGCAGCUAACUAUGGCAGUCAGGUAAUUAAGAAUCUAUAAUUGGCAGUUUACUUAUGACUAUCAGGUUGGAGUCCUUACUUCUUAGUAAUGACAUAUAUGGACCCAUG
Cuscuta epithymum is the source of this 5164-nucleotide messenger RNA. The record is from the annotation of a GenBank genome assembly. Lineage: Eukaryota; Viridiplantae; Streptophyta; Magnoliopsida; Solanales; Convolvulaceae.